Molecule: messenger RNA, 522 nt
Organism: Ectocarpus sp. CCAP 1310/34
Lineage: Eukaryota; Phaeophyceae; Ectocarpales; Ectocarpaceae
Source: the annotation of a GenBank genome assembly
UUCCACUUGUGCCUGCACGGCCCCACAACAAGAACAGAGUUACCGUUUUUUUUGCUCUACACCUACAUCUCCUCACCUCGCGAAGAAGCGCAUCUCCCGAGAGACCAGCCGAUGAUCUCGGCAAAACCGUCAGAGGAGGGGGAGAGACUUUUUGAACACCCAAAUUGGCUGGAACCCUCCCUCCGUCCGCUUUUGUGCGACCAAGGCCUCGGCAGACAGCGGCUCCCCUCCAGAUGCAGGGAAACACAAGGGGCUUGGGGCCACCCUCCCAGCUGCUUCUGCUUGUGCUUCUGUGUCUGCGACAAGGAGAGGCAGCAAAGAUCCCGGCAGGCUGCUGCUUCCGUGGAGGGCAAGGCGUUCCUCGCCGCCAACAAGGACAAGGAGGGCGUCGUUGAGACCGCCUCUGGCCUGCAGUACAAGAUCCUCAAGUCAGGGAAGGCGGGGGGGAAGACUCCCCUGGUCGGGACCAAGUGCUUGUGCCACUACAGAGGGGAACACCCGAAGUGCCCGACAAACAGCUAA